Messenger RNA from Lasiosphaeria miniovina, 837 nucleotides. RefSeq lists its product as uncharacterized. The transcript is spliced from 5 exons. Bases 1 to 837 code for a protein of 278 amino acids. The record is from RefSeq and is a predicted model, not a curated record. NCBI's taxonomy places the organism in Eukaryota, Fungi, Ascomycota, Sordariomycetes, Sordariales, Lasiosphaeriaceae.
AUGGAUAACAACCAAGAUGCUCGUGACGGAGACGGCGGAGGGAAUUUGCAUCCCCUAUACACACCAGCAGCUUCCGUUCCGGAUCAGAUCGACAUCAUAGCAGUGCACGGCCUGAACGGCCACUACCUCAACACAUGGACCGCCACCGAGGCAGCCGCCAAACGCCGCAGUACUCUGUGGCUGCGGGAUCUGCUACCCCAGAAACUCCCCAACGCGCAUGUCCUGUCGUUCGAGUACGACGCCACGGCCUUUGGCAACAAAUCGGCCUUCGGCGUGCGCGAGAACGCCAAGGCAUUGCUGGCGGCGGUGAGGGACAUGCGGGACGAUCACGGAGACCAAGCGCGCCCUAUCAUCUUUAUAGGCCACAGCCUGGGAGGCAUAGUGAUCAAGCAGGUUAAGCUGCCAGCCAGCACCAACCCCCUUUUUUCUUGUGCUGACCACAUGUUCGGCCAGGUAUUCUUCGGCACGCCCCACCGGGGCGCAGACGCAGCCAGAUGGGGACACACGAUUGCAGACAUAGUCUCGACCGCGACGCACAGGCCGCCGGCGACCUUCCUCAAGACACUCGAGACCAACUCGGCGCAGCUGCUGCAAAUCUCGGAGGACUUCCGCCCGUCGGUGGACAGGUACGCCAUCGCCAGCUUCUACGAGCAGCACGCCCACCCUGCUCUUGGGACCGUCGUGGUCGACAAGUCGUCGGCGCUGCUGUGGCUCCCCAACGAAGAGGCCAACAUGAUGAGCGGCGACCAUUCGGCCAUGUGCAAAUUUGCAAAGGGCGACAGGCGGUUCGACCGCGUCUGGAGGACGAUCAAGAGGGUGUCCAGGGGGCGCGAGUGA